Messenger RNA from Parasteatoda tepidariorum (common house spider), 5013 nucleotides. RefSeq names its product C3G guanyl-nucleotide exchange factor (gene C3G). The record is from RefSeq and is a predicted model, not a curated record. Gene Ontology annotation, biological process: Ras protein signal transduction. Gene Ontology annotation, molecular function: guanyl-nucleotide exchange factor activity. Lineage: Eukaryota; Metazoa; Arthropoda; Arachnida; Araneae; Theridiidae. Gene Ontology annotation, cellular component: plasma membrane.
AAGUCUUAACUUCGUGCUAACAGAAAUAGGCAUACAAAUGCGAAACCGAUAAACUAAACUUAUAUUCUUAUAAAUGUAAACAUUAAUUUAGUUAUGUCAAAACAUAUUAAAUCUGAAACUCUUUCACGUGGUGGACGACUUGCACGCCGAGCAAGGUCUUUUAAAGAAGACUUUUUGGGUAGAAUUAAUCAAAUCAGAAGUCCUUCUGUUGCUGCUUCACCAUGUAAAAAAAAUAAAACCAAAACUGUUCCGGAAGUCCAAGAUGAACCAAAAAAGGAUAUAAAUACCAUUUUACAUUCUGUGCAUCUACUUUCUACUGAUCUAAGAUACUUUCAAGAUGUGGUGGAAAAGAAUAUCCUUGAAAUGCUUCCAGGAUCAGCGACAGUUAUUUUAGAAACUGUUUUUAAUAUCAAUUCCAUUUUGAAAGAAUCUUUAUUAAAUGAACAAAGCUCUUUGAUGUUAUCUGCAUCCAAUCAGGUAUACCAAACUCUUUCAAAUCUCAUUCGAUGGGCUGAUAAUGUAUUGCUGUAUGGUGAAAAAGCUGCUGAAAAGGAAAAUGUCUGCGAAAUAGUUCAAGCUGUAAAAGAUGCAGUAAAAAGUUUAGUUCAGCUUUCUUUGGAUCGCUUGCAACAAAAAGAAUUGCAAAACCCCUGUGAUGAACAAACUUUAUCCUCUGCUAAACCUGAAAGCCCAUAUAGAAAUUCAUUACCUGAUAUUCCAUUAACACCCAGAGAAUUAGAGAUACUUGAACAAACUAAAACUGUUGAUUUUCCUGUUUUGACUCAAUUGCAUCAUUCUACCUCAUCAGAUAGUAUAUUGAGUUUAAGAAAUUCUUCAAAACAUAUUGAUACAAAACCACCUCCUAAGCCUCCACUUCCUUCAUUUAUAGAAAGGACUUCUAUAAAAAGUAAUCCUGAUUGCACUAGUUGUGAAUCUGCCCCACCUCUACCUCCAAAGAAAAAGCUGAACACAAAUAAUCUAGAAUUAACAAAACCAGACACUGAACAAUUGACUGGUAGUUUUGGCUCUAUAAACACUGAUUUCAAUUCAUUAUGUACUAUUGAUUGGCCCUUUAGUCAGUCUCCAGAUAACUUAACUCCUAUUAGUAAAUCAUCAGCAUCAAGCUUGGACUCUAAUUUAAAUUUAAAUUAUUCGAUUGAUGAUUUAUCUUAUUCUAAGCAUAAAUAUACAAAGUGUUCUGAAACUCAUCAACAACAAUGUAUGUCUAGUUUAACAUCUCAAACUUAUAAUGCUGAACUUUCAUCAUUUGCUUCAUCAAUGACGACUGCAACUACUUCCGUAUCCUUGCAUUCAAAUGAUAUUUCUGGUAGUUCUCAUGAAAUUGUGAACUCAGUCAAUGAAUUCAGUGUUUCUACUAGUAGAAUAAGUUAUCAAACUUCUUCAACUACAGAGACUGAUCCUCCAGCUUUACCAAUUAAGCUACGUAAAUUACGGAAUCUUUCACAGUAUGACAAUAUGCCGCAAGUUUUUGUCUCGGAUAUUGAUAAAGAACCAGAUGGUUUCAAUCCACAGUGCUCAUUAAUCUGUAACCACCCUCAUACCUGGUCUGAAGGCAAUCAUAUGUCUUUAUGUCCUCAUCAUAAUUUUGGUUCCAAAGACAGAGAAAAUGGAAAGCCACCCCCUCUUCCUCCCAAGGAAAAAACAAUUCGAGCAUACAUGCAGAUGUUUGGUAGCUAUUCUCAACCUUCUGAGUCUGAAUUUUUACGUCAUUCAGUUCAUACUCUUAAAGUUGUUCAAACAAAUUGGCAACAAAUUGAACUUUCGUUAAUGCAACAAGCAUCAUUUAGUAGCAAUUUUAUUUCAAGUAAUGAAGAGUCUUCACUUUUUGAAUCUUUUAAUUCUUCUUCAAGCAUAAGUUGUGAAAAAGAUGCCUUGUCAAAUCAUAAUCCUCCAUCUAUCCCUCCUAAGAAAAACAAGGGUACUCUCAGACAUAGUAACCAUUCCAAACAUGAUGAAUAUGUGACCCCUUUCCCUGGAUCUUUCUCAGAUAAUCAAAAUAGUGAUAAUAUUUCACCUUCAAGCUAUGAUACAUCUAGUUAUGGAAAAUCUCUCUUGAGUCCUGUUGAAAAUGAAUCUUCUUCUGAUAUUCAAGGUGCAUUAGAUGAAUUGGAUCCGUCUGAAUAUUUGAUUUGGAAAAGAAAUGGUGAAGAAGGUCCAGAUCUGAGAGGAGGAUCAGUUGAUUCUUUGAUUGUUCAAGCUACAAGGGUCUCUAAAAAUGAUUUCCUUUAUCAAGAGGCUUUUUUAACCACAUAUCGCACUUUCAUCUCUCCUCAUGAUCUUAUUUGCAAGUUACUCUACAGAUAUAAUAAGUUUAUACAUGUGUCUGAUAUGCGACAAAGAGCAGCAAGAAAUUCAUUUGCAUUACUUGUUAGGGUUGUUGAUGACUUAUGUCUUACAGAUAUACAUGAGAAUGUUUUAAAGUUACUCAUGGAUUUCAUCUGUCAGCUUGUAUGCAGAGGUGAUCUUCUGCUUGCCAGAGCUUUAAGGAAAAAAGUUGUUGAGAAAUGCUAUUUAAAACAAAGAAGUUUAUUGAAUGCUCCGAUUCUCUUACCUUCAAUGGCUAUUUCUACUCAUAAGGCAUUAUUGUUAGACUUCAAAUCAGAAAAUUUAGCUGAGCAGAUGACUGUUUUAGACUCUGACCUUUUUCAAAAAAUUGAAAUACCAGAAGUGUUGCUUUGGGCAAGGGAGCAAAAGGAAGAUCUUAGUCCUAAUCUCACAACUUUUACUGAGCACUUCAACAAAAUGUCUUACUGGGCUCGAUCUCGAAUUCUAGAACAAGAAGAUGCAAAAGAUCGAGAAAGAUAUGUGGUGAAGUUUAUAAAAGUCAUGAAAUGCUUGAGGAAGCUUAACAACUUUAAUUCCUAUUUAGCUAUAUUAUCUGCUUUAGAUUCUGCACCUAUAAGACGUUUAGAAUGGCAAAGAAAUAUAACAGAGGGUCUAAAGGAGUAUUGUGCAUUGAUAGAUAGUUCCUCCUCUUUCCGGGCUUAUAGGCAAGCAUUAGCUGAAACUAGUCCCCCUUGCAUUCCGUAUAUAGGAUUAAUUUUACAAGACUUAACAUUUGUUCAUAUUGGCAACAGUGACAUGCUUACAGAAGAAGCAGUAAAUUUUUCAAAACGAUGGCAGCAGUUUAAUAUACUUGAUAAUAUGAGGAGAUUCAAAAAUAGCCAAUAUCCUGUCAAAAGGAAUGAACAAAUCAUAUCAUUUUUCAACAAUUUUGAUGAUUAUUUAUGUGAAGAAGCUAUGUGGCAAAUUUCUGAGACUAUUAAGCCAAGAGGUAGAAAGAAAAAAAGUUGUGACCCAGCUUGAAAUCUUUUUGGCAGCUUUGUUACAAGAUAAAGUGCCUGAAAAUAUUUAUCACACCAGUCAUUUUUCACUAAGCUGUAUAUUGUUUUAAUUUCAUUUGUACAGUUACUUAGAUCUUUCAUUGUAUUAUGAUCAUAGUUUUGUAUAUUGGCAGCUAAAACUAUAUUGUUUUAUGAAACAAUUUUGCGAUAUUUUAUUUUUAGAAUUUAUUUUUGUUUUACAUUAACCCCCUGCCUAUCUAGCUUAUAGACAGUGAUGGGAUUCAAAUAACUCAAGAACUGAUGCAUUCAAAAUUUUGAAUAUGUAUUAUAUCUUAAAAUACAUAAGGAUAUAAGCCAAGUAAAUAUCUACAUAGAGUUAAAAUGGAAAUGUAUGAAUAAUUAAGAUAUUAUAAAAUUUUCACCCUAGGAAAAAAGUUUCAAUUUUAUUUUGCAAUCCUUAUUCUUUGUUCUUAAAAAUUAGACAGCAUGAAUAUCUUUUAGCAAAUAAAAGAAUUUUUAUUUUGUUUAAUAAGAGAUAGAUAAAAUUAUUAUAUUUAUUAUAAUUCCAAUUGAAAAGCUUUUUGUUGUAGUCAUUAAUUUUUGAUUAACCUAAUUAUUAAUAAUUAAAAAAACUUGUUUAAUUUCAACUGAUAGUAACUGUAUUUUCAGAUUGAAUAAAUUAACUCUUUAGGCAUUUUAAUGGCUUUUAUUUACUUUUUGUUCCGCAGAAUUUUUUUGGAAGAUUUUGUUUAAAUUGUAAGACAUCGGACCUCCCAAGGGUAUUAUUGUUUUUCUUUCUCUCUCUUUUUACUUGAAUACUUAUUUAAGAGGUUCCCACAAUUGACCUAGCCCACAAAAAUCUGAGGCAAGAUUAAGGAAUUAAAUUUGAAAAAUAACACAUUACAUUUUUACUGAUAAAAUGACUUUAUAUCCUACAUGGAAAACUUACUACAACUUUUUAAAUAUGUUUCAUUGAACCCAGAAUGUAAAAUCCAUGUAUACUAGCAUCUUUCUAAAUGCAAGGGAAAGAUUUAAAAACAUUUAUCACAAAUUUCUUGUCACAAAAUAGAAGCUUAAUUUUUGAUUUUGCAGCUUUAAGCCUAUGAUUUUUUUUAAAAUAAUUUGUAUGUUUUAAAGCACCAUUUUUUUAAAUUUGAGAAAUUUUGAAUGUUAAGAAGUGACUGAUUCCCAUCAUUGUAUAUAUUUUUUUGAUCUGCAUAGCCAUUCAAAUAGGUUUUUUGGUGUGUAGAAAAAUUAUGUGCAGAUAAGAAACCCGUUUGUUAUAAUGCCAGAGAGUUAAUAUGCUUAUAAAUAUACAAGAAUCACAAAUUUCUGUUUUAUUUAAUAAAUAAAUUUUUUUCUGCAUUUAUUUUUACUACUUUAUUCCUUAUACUAUUUUGCUCUGUUCAUAAAAAUAUAGUGUCUUUUUAAACAAUAUCACGAAAUUAUUCCUUUUAAAUAGUAGUGCAGAUAGAGUACAGAUUCGCUUUGUUAUACCAUAAUUUUUUUUCUGAAACAAAAUAAAAUGUUCUGAACUAUAUCUUUUACAAUUGCAUGAAUUUGUAAGGUUCUUUAUCUGUUAACAAUUAAAGAAACUUUGAUGUUUGUAUGUAUCUCAAAAUAUUAUGUCUAAUCUUGUCUUGCCCAAAUAUAUGCUCUAUCACCAUGUAAUAUUAAAUAUCUGACAUUAAAAAGACUGCAGAUCGCA